Molecule: messenger RNA, 1691 nt
Organism: Chironomus riparius
Lineage: Eukaryota; Metazoa; Arthropoda; Insecta; Diptera; Chironomidae
Source: the annotation of a GenBank genome assembly
CAACACACCCGAAUACACAUGUUCUCUUCCACUCUCAAAAAAACGAUCACAUGUUGCUGCUCAAAUAUUUUUCAGAAACAGAUAGAAACAAAACCUUUCCAUUUCAUACAUACACAAUCGAAUAUCGGAUAUACUGAAGAAAAGUGUGAGAAUAUCUUGAGAAUGGAAGAGAACAGAUCGUUCGAGCAAAAGCAUUUAGAGAGUCGAUCUGCAGAGAUUUAAGCAAAUUUAGUCUGCGCAAGUCGCGGUCGACUUAAAAUAUCUUGGUGCUUAAUUAUUUUUUUAAUUUCUUGUUAUAUUCAUUGCUAAUCCACAAUUAAGAUACAUUAAAAGAUCAAUAAGAAGUACAUGAUGGACGAGAAAGACUCAAAAAAAGCAUACAUCCAGCAACGAGGAACCAACAACAACAAUAGCAUGCCUGUUGAAAGAAACUUAUUAGCAUCUGUAUGUUGGCCGUUUCGAAGAAUUUUUGACAUUUUUAUCAAUCUAUUUCACAACUCAUGCACAGACUCAACAGAUGGAAGAAUGUCAAGGAGAUUCCGUCGAUGGACAAAUCGGAUAAGGAAUGCAUUUCGAAGGAAUUCGAACAGACAGAAUAUUUAUCAUAUUAAUGAAUAUCCGCGACUUGUACUUCCGAAAAUUAAUGUUGAGUAUGAAUAUAACAUGAAUCAUGAGAACAGAGGAAUUGCUGUGAUUUACAAUCAGGAAUAUUUUGCUAAUAAUACGGGAUUUCAAAAACGUGACGGAACAGAUGUUGACCUUGAUUCACUCAUAAAAUCACUUGAACGACUAGAUUUUAAAGUGCUGUAUUUUAGUGACUUAAACAAAGAUGAAUUGAUCAAAAGUCUCAGAAAAGUUUCAUCAAUGGAUUACUCAAAAAGUGACUGCAUCUUAAUCGCAAUUUUAUCUCAUGGACAACUUAACAGAAUAUUCAGCAGAGAUGAUUCUUAUCACAUAAGCUUAAUCACAUCAUUCUUCACUGAUGAAAAUUGCCCAUCAUUGAGAGGAAAGCCAAAAGUCUUUCUCAUUCAAGCAUGUCGUGGAGGUCAGUUUGAUUAUGGUUAUGAUAUGCAAAACUCGUCAAAUUAUAGGCUGAGAAGGGUUAAUAUGGGAUCAUAUGAAGAUGUUGAUGUAACUGCGACUGGAUUAAUGCAUUCUGCACUUUAUGAAACAGAAAUGGUGCACAACCCUCCAAAUCACCCUGAUUUCCUAAUUGUCAGAUCAACAAUGCCAAAUUACGUGUCAUUCCGAAAUAAACAGAAUGGUUCGUGGUUCAUUCAAGAUUUAUGUACUGAAUUAAAUAAGUAUGCUAAUGAACUGGAUUUGUUGACUUUAUUAACAUUUGUCAAUGGUCAAGUUGCCCUACGAGAAAGCGUUCCUGAUAAAGGCAAACAAACGAUCUGCAUUUCAAGCAUGUUGACAAAGCGUCUAAUAUUCCAUGCCAAAAACAGGUUGGAACAAUCAUGAGUCAUAUGGGAAACUUUUUCAAUGUCACUUUGCAAUUCUAUAAGCUAUUAAGUUUAAUGUUGAAAUUCAGAUAAAUUUUAUAAUUUAUAAAAUAAUUUGACUUAAGGAACUACACUGUUGUUACCAUUUUUAAUUAACUUUCUCAUAAAAAAAAGUUAAAUCUUACAAAACCGUGCCGAGCAACAAUAAAUUGCGAAAUAUUUUCUAGUAACUAAAAAAUGCAA